This is a messenger RNA of Vollenhovia emeryi, 1065 nucleotides long. RefSeq lists its product as uncharacterized. The record is from RefSeq and is a predicted model, not a curated record. The transcript has 5 exons. Lineage: Eukaryota; Metazoa; Arthropoda; Insecta; Hymenoptera; Formicidae. The coding region runs from base 1 to 834 and encodes 277 amino acids.
AUGUUUUGGUGUUGCGGAUUUCUGAGUUUUCUUCUGCUACUCGGCGGCACGUACGGCGCCGUUUCGGGAAACAGAAUACGACGAGAAGCACAGAAUGGUCAGCUAAUAGAUGACAUCUUUAACAUUCCGAUCACAGCAAUUAGACAAACUGCCUCCGCCGCCCAAAUUCUUUCGCCAGAAAAUACGCAGGCAAUAAACAAUAUUUUUAAGAUCCCCGUCUCAACACUAGAAGCUGUCGGUACACUCGUGAAAACUACAAGGGAGCAAAGUCUACGAAAUUCGGAAAAUAAUCAAGCUCGUCUAGAGAGGAGAGAACGGAUCUUGGCUAUGAAGGAGCAGAAAAGAAAGCGAAAAGAGGAAAUUCAAAACCAUCGAUUGCAGCAGCAAUUGACGAGACCUGUUAGACAUUACAGUGACCCGCUUGGAUUAAACGCGUUGAGCGAUCUUCUGAUUGGACACCACGCUGGCGGACUUUUCGGCGGGCAUUCCGGAUUGAGUGGCAACCACGGGCAUCACAGAGGCCAUAAAAUUGGCCAUGGUCUUCACGGUCAUCAUGGGGGACAUUUGGGAAAUCGCCCGCAACAUACCUAUGAGGUCCAUGAAGAUGUUAACGAAGAUACAUCUUUUUCCUGGCACGGUGUGACCGCUGGAAUCGGCACUUUGUCCGGAACACGACCUUCUAGCACCUCUACCAAAAUUGAGAACAAAGUCGCUCCUAAAGAGAAGAGACAGAAAGCUUCCAAGAUCAAAAAUGAGCCGUUGCACGAAUACCGUGAUCCGCCAUUGGAAAAUAAAAUUGCUCCGAGAAACGGGAGAGUAGCAUUUGUGUCAUAACGUGAAUACGAAAUAAUGAAAUAAUGUAAACUUUUUAGUCUUGAUUAAAAGUAUUAAUCAUGAAUAUUAGAUCGCUCUGCAUAUUUCAUAUUUUCUGUAGUAUUCGCAGAGAAGACAAAAACAAUUCUUUUUGAAUUCUCAAAUUAUGAAAUAAAUUCUUUCUCCAUAUUAUUUCUGCUCUACAUUCUUAAGAGUUCAUAAAGAAUUCGCUUUUAUGUCACCAAUUCUAAG